UUACACUGUGUAUAGGGAAUAGGGCGUCAUUUGGGAGGUGAUCUAUAUCCAGCCGCUGAUCAAGCCGCUGUCCUCUUGUUAUGUAGCGGUUUCCUCUUAUCAAACUCUGACCGCACCGCAGGGCUGUAAACACAUACAUAGUCUCUCUCCAGAUAGGUUAGACAACACAUAGUACUAAGUCCACCGCAAGGAGGAUUACAUUCGUUGACACAGAGUAACGUUCGUAGUUUAGCGGCAACUUUCCGUUACAGGCGCAAGGAGAGCACCGUCAGAAUGUCGGAGCCGUUAAACAGCCAGAUCCCGGGGAUGGAGGACACCAAAACUAACGGGACUCCUAAAUAUGAGUCUACCGGUACCGCCAAGUCCCUUCAAGGUUCAACCGUUAGUUUCCAUAACAUCCACUAUAAGGUGACGCAGAGCAGCGGCUGUCUGUGUAUCAAGAGGAAGACCACCACCAAAGACAUUCUCAUAGAUCUGAACGGUCUGAUGAAACCAGGGCUGAACGCUAUCAUGGGGGCCACAGGAAGCGGGAAGUCAUCGUUUCUGGAUGUGCUGGCAGCCAGGAAGGACCCAGCAGGUCUGGCUGGAGAGGUGUUGAUAGACGGAGCUCCUCAACCUCCCAACUUCAAAUGCCUCUCAGGAUACGUGGUCCAGGAUGAUGUGGUGAUGGGAACUCUGACUGUGAGAGAGAACUUCCGUUUCUCUGCAGCUUUGCGUCUUCCGUCCUCCGUCAGCCAGAAGGAGAAAGAGGACAAAGUCAACCGACUCAUCACAGAACUGGGCCUCACUAAAGUAGCAGACUCACGGGUUGGUACCCAGUUGAUCAGAGGAAUAUCAGGAGGGGAAAGGAAGAGGACAAACAUCGGUAUGGAGCUGAUCAUCGACCCUCCUGUUCUCUUUCUGGAUGAACCCACCACCGGCCUGGACGCUAGCACAGCUAACUCUGUACUACUACUGCUCAAGAGGAUGUCUAGUCAUGGCCGUACCAUCAUCCUGUCCAUCCACCAGCCUCGUUAUUCCAUCUUCCGUCUGUUUGACAGUCUGACUCUGCUGGUUAGUGGUAAACAGGUUUACCACGGCCCCGCUCAGAGUGCUCUAGACUACUUCUCUAACAUCGGGUACACUUGUGAACCCCACAACAACCCGGCUGACUUCUUCCUGGACGUGAUCAAUGGAGACUCUACCUCCAUCGCCUUUGAUAGGGUAAAGGAAGGAGACGACUCUGACCCAGACAAGGUUACCAGUUCCAGGCAGAACAUAGAGGACCAUCUGGUCCAGGAGUACCGGGGGAGUCAGUACUAUGGAGAGACCAAGGCCCAGUUAGAACGCAUCACCAUGAACAGGGAGUACAGUGUGAAGACUCCCUCUCGGACCAUCACGUACAACACCUCCUUCUCUACUCAGUUCAGAUGGGUCCUGAAGAGAACCUUCAAAAACCUCAUCCUCAACCCUCAGACAUCCUUCGCUCAGAUUGGGGUGACUGUGUUCCUGGCCCUCAUCGUUGGGGCCAUAUUCUUCGGAGUGAAGAAUGACCAGAGUGGCUUACAGAACAGGAUGGGUGCUCUAUUCUUCAUCACCACCAACCAGUGUUUCAGUUCCCUGUCUUCUGCUGAGCUCUUCAUCACCGAGAGAAAACUGUUCAUUCAUGAGUACAUCAGCGGUUACUACAGAGUAUCAGUCUACUUCCUGUGUAAGAUACUCAGUGACAUCAUCACCUUAAGGACACUCCCUGCCAUCGUCUUCAGCUGUGUGGCUUACUUCAUGAUCGGGUAUAAAGCUACAGUGGAGGCCUUCUUCCUGUUCAUGUUGACCGUAGCUCUGGUAGCCUAUACAGCUACUGCUAUGACCAUGGCUAUAUCAGCUGACCAGAGUGUUGUGGCGAUCGCCAACAUCUUCAUGACCAUAGCCUUCGUCUUCAUGAUGAUCUUCUCAGGCCUGUUGGUGAACCUGCCCAGUAUUGUUGAGUGGCUAGCCUGGUUCCAGUACCUCAGCAUCCCUCGGUAUGGACUAACAGCUCUCCAAAUUAAUGAGUUUGUAGGUCUCCAGUUCUGUGGAGACAUUCCCCUCAACGGCACCUUGCCCCCUGGUAUGACAUGCACGGGGGAAGACUUUCUGAAGAACCAGGGGAUCGACUACACCACGUGGGGGCUGUGGCAGAAUCACGUUGCCCUGGCGAUCAUGACCGUAAUCUUCCUGUUGAUCGCGUACUUCAAACUACGCUUCAUCAAGAAGUUCACAUAGAGGUCACGGGUUAAGCCUAUUAUACACCUUCCCUUGUCCUCCUCUCAAACGAAAUGCUGUAACUUCCGCUGACAUGUCAGCGUCCGCAGGACACUUUUUAAGGGGGCAAAAAUUAGAUUGAGGCUGAAGGUGAAAUUAGGCAUUAGAGGUCCAUCAUCAUCAUCAUCAUCAUCAUCAUCCGACAGCUAUUGUGCCAAACCAAUAAAUGCAAUGAUUUCUCUACCAAUGUGUCUUAUCUACAGAUGUUUUAAAUCAUGUCUCAAGAUAUCUAUGUGAUUUAUUUUUGAACCAUUCGUGUUUUUAUGACGUGCAAUUUGUUAAAUGUUUUAUUGAUGCAACACAACGUGUAUUGAUGCCUACGGUUGAACAAGGCCCCUAGGACUCUGGAUACAAGAACAGGGCCCCUAGGACUCUGGAUACAAGAACAGGGCCCCUAGGACUCUGGAUACAAGAACAGGGCCCCUAGGACUCUGGAUACAAGAACAGGGCCCCUAGGACUCUGGAUACAAGUAGUUCCCUAUGGUUGAACAGGGCCCCUAGGACUCUGGAUACAAGAAGUUCCCUACGGUUGAACAGGGCCCCUAGGACUCUGGCCACAAGUAGUUCCCUACGGUUGAACAGGGCCCCUGGGACUCUGGAUACAAGAAGUUCCCUACGGUUGAACAGGGCCCCUGGGACUCUGGAUACAAGAAGUUCCCUACGGUUGAACAGGGCCCCUAGGACUCUGGAUACAAGUAGUUCCCUACGGUUGAACAAGGCCCCUAGGACUCUGGAUACAAGAACAGGGCCCCUAGGACUCUGGAUACAAGAACAGGGCCCCUAGGACUCUGGAUACAAGAAGUUCCCUACGGUUGAACAGGGCCCCUAGGACUCUGGAUACAAGAAGUUCCCUACGGUUGAACAGGGCCCCUGGGACUCUGGAUACAAGAAGUUCCCUACGGUUGAACAGGGCCCCUAGGACUCUGGAUACAAGAAGUUCCCUACGGUUGAACAGGGCCCCUAGGACUCUGGAUACAAGAAGUUCCCUACGGUUGAACAGGGCCCCUAGGACUCUGGAUACAAGUAGUUCCCUACGGUUGAACAAGGCCCCUAGGACUCUGGAUACAAGAACAGGGCCCCUAGGACUCUGGAUACAAGAAGUUCCCUACGGUUGAACAGGGCCCCUAGGACUCUGGAUACAAGUAGUUCCCUACGGUUGAACAGGGCCCCUAGGACUCUGGAUACAAGAAGUUCCCUACGGUUGAACAGGGCCCCUAGGACUCUGGAUACAAGAAGUUCCCUACGGUUGAACAGGGCACCUAGGACUCUGGAUACAAGAACAGGGCCCCUAGGACUCUGGAUACAAGAAGUUCCCUACGGUUGAACAGGGCCCCUAGGACUCUGGAUACAAGUAGUUCCCUACGGUUGAACAGGGCCCCUAGGACUCUGGAUACAAGAAGUUCCCUACGGUUGAACAGGGCCCCUAGGACUCUGGAUACAAGAAGUUCCCUACGGUUGAACAGGGCACCUAGGACUCUGGAUACAAGUAGUUCACUACAAAGGGACUAGGUUGCUGUUUUGGACACAGUCCUAUACAUUGUUUCUAUUUACGUUUUGUACACUGUGUUUAAACACUCCUACACUAACACAUGAUCGACGGCACAGGAGGCUGGUGAGGGGGAGGACGGUGCAUAAUAAUGGCUGGAAUGGAUUCAGCCACAUGGAAACCACGUGUUUGCUACCAAUCCCUUAAUUCCGUUCCUGCCAUAAAUAUGAGCCAAUCCUCCCCACCAGCCACCUGUGAUGAACAGUAUAACAAUGAUAAUUAUGCAAAAAAAAAAGGAAGAAUAAAAUAAUAUAAUGUAAUAUCAA
Messenger RNA from Oncorhynchus nerka (sockeye salmon), 4092 nucleotides. Its product is annotated as broad substrate specificity ATP-binding cassette transporter ABCG2-like. NCBI's taxonomy places the organism in Eukaryota, Metazoa, Chordata, Actinopteri, Salmoniformes, Salmonidae. The transcript has 16 exons. Gene Ontology annotation, cellular component: plasma membrane. The record is from RefSeq and is a predicted model, not a curated record. Gene Ontology annotation, biological process: transmembrane transport. Bases 274 to 2241 code for a protein of 655 amino acids. Gene Ontology annotation, molecular function: efflux transmembrane transporter activity; ABC-type transporter activity; ATP binding.